Molecule: messenger RNA, 2510 nt
Organism: Oppia nitens
Lineage: Eukaryota; Metazoa; Arthropoda; Arachnida; Sarcoptiformes; Oppiidae
Gene: Cog3
Product: conserved oligomeric Golgi complex subunit 3-like
Exons: 16
Coding region: 117-2510 (797 amino acids)
Biological process (GO): intracellular protein transport; intra-Golgi vesicle-mediated transport; Golgi organization
Cellular component (GO): membrane; COG complex; cis-Golgi network
Source: RefSeq, a predicted model, not a curated record
UGAACCACCUCGUAGUGCUUUACUUAAUACAUUAUAUACAAUAUUAUUGACAACUCAUGUUUUAAUUGAUUUGUUGUUAAUUAUAAUAAAAUUUAAUUGUUUAAUAAAUUGAUAAAAUGAUGCGUUUAGUUGUGAUCGACAAAUGGGAAGACAAUGGUAUAGACAAUGGUAUAGACAAUGGUAUAGUCAAUGGAUGCGCUCCCGUACUCUCACAUCAACAUAACUUUUUGACAAAGUUGGACAACAUUUGCCAAACAAAUCAACAAAUUCAGACAUCAAGUGAUAAGAGGGAUGACUGCGAGGACACAACUAAUAAUGAGAUAACUCUUACUAAAGACUACCAAUUGAUGGAUCACUUCAAUGACUUAUAUGAGUUUGACAAUUGGUUUGAAAGUAUUGAAAGUCAAGUGAUUAAUGAAAGUGAUUCACGAUUUAAAAAACUAUUGAAUUAUUACUAUGAAUGCUGUGAACUGUUAGAUGAGGUGAAGACAAGUUUAUCACAUUUGGAUCAAUUGCGUCAACAAUAUCUCUCGGUGUCCAAUAAGACGAAAUCAUUGCAUACAUCGUGUGAACAACUUUUACAACAACAGCACGGCCUCAUAGUAGCGGUUGAAACAAUUAACCAAAAAUUGACUUAUUUUGAUGAAUUGGCAGUCAUUUCCAAAAAAUUGUCUGCACCGACAAUGCUUGUCCUCAACGAGUCAUUGAUGCCAAUGUUGUCACGUCUGGAUGAAUGCAUUUUAUAUUUGGAGACAAAGACAAAUUACAGAGAGUCCGAGUCAUAUCUGAAGCAAUUUCAACACUUGCAGUCACAGGCUUUGUUGACUAUCAAGAGUCAUGUCAUCAAAACACUGGAACAGACGGCUCAACAAGUAAUGCCCGAAACAAAAGACUCGUUGACACCAAACGACAGUGUCUUCACAUUAUUUUACGGCAAAUUUCAAACCAAUGCUCACAGAAUUAAGACUUUAAUGCAACAAAUUGAAGAGCGGACGCAAUUAAAAUUAUAUCAGCAAUAUUUGUCUGAAUGUCAUCAAUGUUAUUUUAAUGUGAGAGAGUCGCUAAUUGGUCCAGUAUUGUCACUUGCUAUCGAUGAAAUGGUUACUUCAUAUAAUCGCAAUUAUUGUUCACUUAUAAAGAGUUCAUCAAAUAUGUUGAUCCAUAUUUGUCAGGACGAAUACCAACUAUUCUUUCAAUUUUUUACGAAAAAUACUAAUCUUUUAGAUGAAUUUUUAACAAAGAAUUGUCAAAUGCUUUACAAUAUAUUAAGACCAGUAGUCAUCCAUUUGGAGCAUUUAGAGUCACUUUCAGAGAUUUGUUAUAUUUUAAAGAAUGAAAUGAUUAGCGAGAAUAUUAUGAACCAUUCACAAGAAUUGAGUCCUUUUAUCCGUUCAAUGGAACGAUUGCUUGAAGACACACAAGAAAGACUUGUUUACAGAUGCAAUAUAUACAUUGAAUCAAAUAUCAUCGGUUAUACCCCCGGUUCGGGAGAUUUAGCUUAUCCUGAAAAACUAGAAAUGAUGAAAAAUAUUGCACUAAAUUUAGUCGAAAAAAUCGAUAAUCAAGACUCAAACGAAGAGAAUAGUGAUUGCAGAAGAAAUCGAUCAGAUUCUGUCUCUUCAUGUCUUUCAGACAUAUCUUUUGCUACAAACGAAAGGACUUACGCGAGGACUAAGAAAGAUAUUAAUAAAUCACCGGCAGAUUUGCACGGCAUGUGGUACCCAACAGUCCGUCGAACUCUUCUAUGUUUGACUAAACUUUAUCAUUCAUUAGAUAGACAAACAUUUCAAGGCCUUUCACAAGAAGUAUUGGCUGCUUGUAUUGAAUCACUUGAAUUAGCUCACAAUCAAAUCACCAAAAGAAAGACUUUAUUGGAUGGCUUAAUGUUUUUUAUAAAACAUUUACUGAUAAUUCGUGAACAGAUCUCUCCCUUUCAUAUAGAGAUCACACUAAAAGAAGUGUCACUUGAUUUUAGUCGAACUAAAAACGCCGCUUUUGAUUUAAUUCAAAAGAGACAAAAUUUAUUCACUUUGACUACAAAUAAUGCAUUAUUAAAGUUUUUAUUUGAGGGCGCUCCUCAGGUAACUGAAAAGGUUGUCGACUCACAAAAAGCUGUCGACAAUAAAAUAAAGAUGAAAUGUGAAGAAUUCAUAUCACACGCCACACUACUAUUGAUAUCAUCUCUCAUUAAAUUAAUUGAUUUGUCAACAGUUCUCCUUAAAGCAAAUCAACUUAAAACUCAUCAGACAUUUAGUAGUGCAGAAAAUCUUAAGGUUGUAAUAAAUGAAGUGAUGAAUGAGUACAAUCAAAAUCUGGCAAUUGUUGAAUCAAAAAUGGCUUUAUAUUUAGCUAAUAAAGAUACUCAGGCUAUCCUUUUUCGACCAACAAAAGUGAAAAUUCAACACUAUUUCAAUCAAUUAAUUAAAUUAAUUGAAAGUAAUUAUACGGAAUUGGAAAGACAAACGAUAGGAUUGUCCCAAUUGGUUGAAGUGAUUACAAAUUUAAAAUAA